GGAAGACUUCCGUCUCACUGAGUCAGACUCUCUCCGUUCACAUCCACUGGGAUUCCUUGCAGGCACCGGUCACGAAAAAGGACCCAACGGCAUGUGGAACCCUUCGGGUUACUGGACGACCGACUCUACCUCCUGAGCCGUCCUGUCAUGAUGGAGAUGAGAGUAUGGAUGACCAAAACAAUUUAGCACCCGCGGUUCCCACCGAUCCGCCGACUAACGCCGGACUGGAAGAGGACAGAGCCAGGUCUGACUUGUCCUGCGACCCGUGCGACUCAGUCUGUCGCUUUUCUAAUCCAUGUGAUAACUGCUGGAUGAAUGCGUCGCUGCAGGCCGUGUUGAACCUGGAGGUUGUGCGGAGGAAACUGACGUCCCUCCAGCCCGAGCACGUGAUGCAGAAGCUAAUAACGCCAGCGUUUGGAGGACUGUUUUUGACGGCCCUCAAAAACCCAGGGGAGACGUUCAGCCCUGAAGCAGUCCAAGUGGUUUUGGCAGAUCUGAGUGUGAAACUCCCGAGUUUGAAGCUGUCGCAGGCCAAUCACAUAUGUCAUUUUCUCAAUCCUUUAUUAAUGUCUCUCAGUCGAUGUGAUGUCAACACCAGAGUCGAGAUAGAAGAGGUGAGCAGCUGCGAGCGAUGUCUGAUCAACAUGUGGAGCAAAGAAGAGAAGUAUGUUUUCAUUUUGCCAGCACCGGGUGAAAACGACUCCAUCACGUCUCUCUGGAUUCGGUCGGAGGUCGAGCACGAGGAGGCGGGACAAUGCGUGUCGUGUGGCCUGGCAGUGAAGAAAGAGUUCUCCAUGGUUUUACCGGAAGUCUUGACCCUCUGCGUGCCCCAAGGAGUCCAAAGCGAUUCUGUAGCCAACAAGCCCGUGACUCCGUGUGCGUCGCUGGAGUUCCUCAUGGAUGAGAGCACAACGCUGAGCUACAGACUGGCCUCCGUCAUCUGUAAGGGGGACUUCGAGGGCAGCGUCGCCCACGCUUGGACAUGUCUGUUCAAAAAUCGUGACAUCGUCGAGGCCGAUGACGAUCUUAUAUCGGUCGUGAAGUCUUGCAGACCGGACGGCAUCUGUCAAGAAGCGGUUUCAGAGCGAUUGAAGGGGCCGUGGAGCCGUGGGGGCUCAUGGCUGCCGAUUGGUUCUGGCUCUUCCUCACCACCUGCUGCAAACUGGGCCACUGGCCUCUGCGGCCCAGAGACGACGGCAAACGACAGGGUGUAACAAACAUUUGACUAUUUGAACAAAGCCCUCAUUUGUAUCAUUUCUGUUAUCUGAGACUGUAACUUUCAUGCCUACCUGUCUCAUUACCAUCGACUUCUGGCAACUCCUGCCACUGGUACUGACUGUAUGGCCCAACCAGCCGGCCCACAGAGAACCGCCCCGCGCUCCCUUAUUGGCCAUCGGCCUGUUCACACUGACCAUGACCUGACAGACGUGUAGCCAGAAAGGACCACCAGAAAAAUUCAGUGCUGUCAUUGGACAGUUUUAGUUUCUUUCUUCCAUAUUAAUGAAUGGUCUUGCAUAUUGCCCGGCGGCCGGAGGCUCCCCACCCCAGCAACAGACAUUCACAGGGUAUGUGGCAGUUUCACAUGUCUCUGCGGACUGACAGAAGGUCAUGAAGAUCAGAGCAGAUACCGUCGGACUAAUGGUUCAACUCGGUGAUGUUCACAUGGUCUCAACAGAAAUAACCCAUGGGGUCGAAACCUGUGGCACACUUCUCGUCUUACAGAGAACUGAGAGGGGUGGGAGGAGUUAGGGAGCAGGAGGAGGACGAUUCUUUCUCGUCACCAUCUUUGAUGAGCCUUCUUUUUGUUUCAUUGAUAUAUUUGUCUUGCUUUGUUUCAUUGAUUUAGUGUGAUUUUAUUAUUGUUUGUUUUAUUUGCUGUCACCGUCUGUGUGGCCCCCGGGAAGACGAGCGACCGCUUUGUGGAAGCUAAUGGGGAUCCAGAU
This is a messenger RNA of Scophthalmus maximus (turbot), 1943 nucleotides long. RefSeq lists its product as uncharacterized. The record is from RefSeq and is a predicted model, not a curated record. The coding region runs from base 165 to 1214 and encodes 349 amino acids. The transcript is spliced from 2 exons. NCBI's taxonomy places the organism in Eukaryota, Metazoa, Chordata, Actinopteri, Pleuronectiformes, Scophthalmidae.